GUAAAUAUGUGUACCAGCCCAUGACCAGUGUGUGCCAGCUGCCGAGCACGGCGGUGCCCUCUGACCCCUCUGAGUCCCCACCCACCAUGAACCUGUCUGUCUCCCUCACCGAACGCUUCCUGAAGAUUGCCCCCUGCUUCCAGUCCCCACCGUACCUCCAGUCGCCCAAAUACUGUGUCAUUACAGACCUCUUCAUCGACGACUACAUCGUCAAACGCAUCAACGGGAAGAUGUGUUAUGUUCAACGUUCUCCUCCUCCAAUCCCUGAUCCUCCUGCUGCUGCUGCACCUCCUGCUGCUGCUGUAUCACCUCCUGCUGCUGCAUCUUCUCCUGCUGCUGCUGCACCUCCUGCUGCUGCAUCUCCUCCUGCUGCUGCGCCUCCUGCUGCUGCUGUAUCUACACAUGCUGCAUCACCUCCUGCUGCUGCAUCUCCUCCUGCUGCUGCGCCUCCUGCUGCUGCUGUAUCUCCACCUGCUGCAUCACCUCCUGCUGCUGCAUCUCCUCCUGCUGCUGUAUCUCCUCCUGCUGCUGCAUCUCCUCCUGCUGCUGCAUCUCCUCCUGCUGCUGCAUUUCCUCCUGCUGCUGCAUCUCCUCCUGCUGUUGCAUCUCCUCCUGCUGCUGCAUCUCCUCCUGCUGUUGCAUCUCCUACUGCUGCUGCAUCUCCUCCUGCUGCUGCAUCUCCUGCUCCUCCUCAGGUGCCUCCUCCCAGUAAGCCAACACGAUCUGUUCACAACGACCACCACCACAACAAAACACUACAACCCCCCGUGGACAAGCCCCACCACAAGAGCCCUGUCCACCAACACAACAAGCCCCACCACAAGAGCCCUGUCCACCAACACACCAAGCCCCACCACAAGAGCCCUGUCCACCACCACAACAAGCCCCACCACAAGAGCCCUGUCCACCACCACAACAAGCCCCACCACAAGAGCCCUGUCCACCACCACAACACCUCAGCACACAGUGAGAAGCACCACAACAGCCCCGUAGACAAGCAUCACUCCAACCCCUCUGUGGACCACAACAAAAUACCACAACACCACAAAAGCUCUGUGGACAAGCAUCACUACAGCCCUCCAGUAGACCAGGUGAAGCAUCACCACCAUCACCUCUCACGGCACCACCCCGGCCCUGUAGACAAGCUGAAAGGCCCCAAGAUGGACCACUGCUCCUCUCCAUCCAGCUCCGAGGACUCUGGGAUCAACGCGUUAGGUUUGCACUGCCUGGAAUCCUGUGAGUCAGAGUCAGAGGAUCAGAAUGAAGAGUUGAGCACCGAUGGAGAUGGGAAAUCUAGCCCUUGUCUCUGGGACCAGGAUGAGACCUCUCAGCUGUCUCCCUCUAAGUCCAUGGUGGAGAUCAUCGAGAAGAUUGAGACC
Messenger RNA from Coregonus sp. 'balchen', 1379 nucleotides. Lineage: Eukaryota; Metazoa; Chordata; Actinopteri; Salmoniformes; Salmonidae. The record is from the annotation of a GenBank genome assembly.